Messenger RNA from Colletotrichum spaethianum, 2796 nucleotides. RefSeq lists its product as uncharacterized. NCBI's taxonomy places the organism in Eukaryota, Fungi, Ascomycota, Sordariomycetes, Glomerellales, Glomerellaceae. The record is from RefSeq and is a predicted model, not a curated record. The coding region runs from base 1 to 2796 and encodes 931 amino acids. The transcript has 2 exons.
AUGAACGAAUCACGCAAUAUUGAGGAUCUCCUCCAGACGGGCUUCUUUACCACCUCGAGGGCUAAGACUCCCAAGCCACCUAGCACCGAUGCGCCGGCUGUUCCUCCUCACAUUUCCAACACCUCCAACAUUCUGCGACCAUCCUCCAACCCGGAUCCGUUCGUCCCAAGGUCUUUCGAUCCGCCGUCGAGAAUCACUCGUCGCAAAGGCUUCCCGCCCCCGCCGAGCGUUGAAGAUGAGUCGGAAGCGCUUCUCAGGGAACACGGCAGCGUCGUGUCAGCAUCCACCGACGAUGUCCCGCCUUCACGAGGCCAUGCCGACCAGUACCCCAUUAUAAUGGAAGUCCACGAACACAAUCCCGAACGCCGAUUUGUUCUGGUCCCAAAGUCCGCGAGCGGAACAGAGGAUGAGGAAUCAGCCGAUGACGUAAAACGGCCCGCCAAGGAGCCACGCACGCCGAAAUAUGCACCAAACGGCGAUUAUGAAGCGAACACGGCAAGGAAAUAUCGUGCGCCUCCGACCGAAGAUCGAGAUGGUGCUAAACGGCCAGAUCUCGAGAAGAAGAAGAGCAGGCAGGAUCUCCCGCGCAUCGAGACCGACGUCAGGAAGGAGGAUGACCGUCCUCAAAAACACGAACGAACGAAGUCGGCGACACGCGUCGAGCAGCAGUCGUCUGACUACUUCUCACCACAGUACGACAACCGUCAAACAAGCGAAACCCUGCUUUCGCCGCAAGUGAUCAAGCAUGCGACGGGUGGUCGUGAGAAGGCCUACUAUGAUUACUCCCAAAAUAGCCGCAACGGCGCACCACGACCUCAAAGGAGUCGGUCCAAUCUUGGAGACGAUAGAAGGUUCGACGACAAUUAUGCCCGUCAAACCUCGUCCAACCCACCUACGGCCCGGCGCUCAAACACCAAUCUCGACUCUCCGCCCAAGGAGCCUAGGCACUUAUCCGGCGACAGGGUUAGUGAGUCCUCUCGUUAUCAACGCGAACGGGUGGUCCCGCGCGGCGAACGGCCGCAAAAGAAGGACCCGUCUCCACCUUAUGACCGCUCGGAUCGUGACCGCGAGAGUGGCUCGAAGCGGACACCGACUUACAAGCGUGACUCUCCCCGACGAAGAGAUGACAGUGGCUCCAGCAGCAGUGACUAUGCGCAAACGACGCCUCGAGCAGCCAAUGUUCGGCGGAGAAAGUCGAUCGUCAAUCAAGAAGACAGAGACAUACUGUUGAGCCCUGAGCAGCUCAGGCCGUCCAAAUCUGGCAGGUCUAGAUCGCGUCCUCCGCCACCAGAAGCAGUCAUGCCGUCUCCUCGAGGGUCCACCAAGUCAUUCGCCGACGAUAUCCCCCCUCCCCCUCCCCCUCGCUCUUCGCAAACAUUCCCAGUGGCGAGAGAACCAAGAGACAGCGGAGAUGUCAAAGAAAAGACUGUCCCAUAUCCCGAGGACGACCUGUUGCCUAGGACAAGCCGCCUCAGCGUGCGCGACCCAGAGCCGUCCAUUACAAGGGCGCGCUCGCGCUCUCGUGCAUCCACUUUCAACAACCCAGUGAUAAUUCCGGCGGUCAUGCCAGCCAUGCCAGCGCCUGCUGGGCCACGGAGCCCCGCCGAGAAAAGGAGGUCGCCCGAAAGAAGGCCAAACUUGAUACAGUCUGCUGUGACAGCUCCCUCUACAGAGGCAUGGCCACCAACCAAGUUCGACCCCGCGAAGAGCGCGCCGGCCAUGGACGGGCCGAGAGGUAGCUAUCGGCGGUACUCUCAUGAUACAGAUCGAGGUGGCGUGCCAGAUUUUCCCGACUGCCCUCGGAAGAAAGGUGUCGUUGGCAAGGCAGACUGGCUCAGUCUACCACGAUGCGAUAACUUCAACAUCUGCCCCGAUUGCUACAACGGGGUGUUCCUCAACACAGAAUUCCGCAAUGACUUCAUGCCCAUGCUCUUCCGUCCAAUGGACAAACCUAUCGCUUGCGACUUCGGGUCCUGUGGAUGGUAUCACAUUGCGUGGCUUUUGACGUUGAAGAAUCGCCUUACGGACUUGCGACUAUUUUACCAAGUCGCCAACGUUGCCAGUAAGGUUACCAGCGGCGCUCAUCCCUGCUCGGGAGACCGUCGAAUUACCCGCGUCUGGUACUCGAUCAAGAACCCAUUUACGCAGACUACGAUGCCGGAGUUCACUGUGUGUUAUGAGUGCGCCAAAACCAUCGAAGGACUUCUGCCCAACCUGAUUGGACUAUUUGUCACACUCCAUCCGGCGGCGCAGCCUACGAGGAACGUCUGCGCAAUGCAUUUCAACCCCGAUCGAAAGCGCUUCGUGAUGUACUUCGAUGCGCUAGAAACAACUUCAGACCUGGCACUCGCAACUACGCAGGCGCCCAACAUUGGCAAGCUUGUGACAGACAUUGAGAGUCUCUCGGUGUUUGCUGAGUGCUCCAAGGACAACCCAGUUUUUGACCAAAACUGGCACGUCAUGCAGUUCCUUCCCCAAUUCACCGUCUGUGGUGACUGCUUUGAUGAAGUGGUUGCGCCUCAGUUGAAAGACGGCAACGUCAUUGCGCGGAACUUCUACGUGAAACCUCAACGCCUCGAAGAGGCAUCAUGUCAACUGUAUUCUGACCGAAUGAGGGCUAUUUUUGAGAAGGCUUGCCGCCGUAAUGACCCCAAGUACCUAGAAGUGAAGGUGCUCGAGCGGCAAAAGUUGUUUGUGGAGACGUACAAGAGAAUGGCCAAGUUAGAGCAGGAGAGGUCACUCUGGGCGAGGGAAGAGAGCAAAAAGCUGCUUCAGGAAUGGGAAAAAUGGGAAUGA